Messenger RNA from Fulvia fulva, 303 nucleotides. RefSeq lists its product as uncharacterized. Bases 1 to 303 code for a protein of 100 amino acids. The record is from RefSeq and is a predicted model, not a curated record. The transcript is spliced from 3 exons. NCBI's taxonomy places the organism in Eukaryota, Fungi, Ascomycota, Dothideomycetes, Mycosphaerellales, Mycosphaerellaceae.
AUGUCGUUCGGUGGCCGUGGAGGAGCAGCCGCUUUCGCUGCAGUAGGCGUUGGUGCGGCGCUCUGGUUCUCGCAAUCUUCUCUUAAAAGCCCGACAGCAAACCCGAUUGACACUCCAGCAUCACACAACGUUUCCGAUCGGAUGAGUGCCGGUGGAGGAAGGAACGAGUACACCCCAGGCUAUGCGACUCCCCGCCAGCCAGAGAAUGUCUCCUCGCCGCAUAUUGACGAGGGAAAGAAGGAUGAACAAGCAAGGGAUAAUCUCAAAUCGAAGCAUUAUGAGGUUCAUGAUCAGAAGAGAUGA